Molecule: messenger RNA, 1896 nt
Organism: Fusarium vanettenii 77-13-4
Lineage: Eukaryota; Fungi; Ascomycota; Sordariomycetes; Hypocreales; Nectriaceae
Exons: 3
Coding region: 1-1896 (631 amino acids)
Source: RefSeq, a predicted model, not a curated record
AUGUCCCCCGGAAGCAACAACGAGAGGAUAGCGAUGGGCGACCAAGAAAUACGAAACAUCGCCAAGAACUGCCAAACCACCAUCGCCACUCUUCUUGAUACAACCAAAGACGGUGAUUCCCAUGUGAAGGACUUGGUGAACGAGAGAGAUGUCGAAGAGAUGCAAGAGAGGUUUGACCAGUGGGUUGGCAACCUCGGUGCUUUGCAGGCUUCCAAAUCGCCUCUAUCUCUUGAGCAUCGGCUUCGAAACAGUCCCAUGGUCAAAAAUGUCAUUCUAAGAACGCUUGCGGACCUCCAUGACUCGAUUCAAGCUGCAACGGACAUAGCCAUGGGGAGACGCAGUAAUAGAACUGCCGGUCCGAUAAUCGACUCCGACACAGACCUCGCCGAAUAUGAUAUCUCAUCCAGUGACUCCGACUCAGCGAUAUCAUCCGCAUCGAGUUUCGGCAAUGUCCCGCAGGCCACAACCUCAACAUCAGAGAUCCAGGAGUUAAUGUUGGCCAUCAAGAUCGGCCUGGAUUACCUGUUUAAAGCUUCCAUAUUCAUCCGAAAGUUCGCCCCCAAAGACAAACGCCAAAGGGCAUCGAAUACAAAACCGUUUGACAACCGCGCUGAUGCCAUGUAUAUCAAUGACCGGUAUCCUUUGGUGGCCAACAAGAACGAGGCCCUGGUGGCUCGCCUAGGGGAGGCUAAUGCCAGACGCCGACAGUACUUCAAGUAUCGCCGAGAUCACAAUGACCGGUUAUCCAGACCGGAUACGGAAAAGAACGCUUCCAUACCAAAACCUAAGCCUCGCCCACAUCCUCUACCCGUCGAUCAAAGCUCCAAACCAACAAAGUCGGUCUUGUCAGAGCAAACAAAGCCAAGUCUAUUGGCUCAUACAGAAGCGACCGAGUUUGUGGGUGAUCAUCCUCUGGCAGAGGCUCAGCUAUCAGCAUUUCUCGACCCGCCGCCUGCCAUGUCCGUAGUGUCGUUCGCCACAUCGAUUGUUGAGUCGCCUGAGGAUAAUCUUUCCUUUCCCCCUUUGCCUGGAGAAGCCCACAACAACUCUUCGUUCUUGUGUCCAUACUGUCUGACGAUUGUUCCACUGAAGCCCAAAGACAAGGACAGUCAAUGGAGGAAGCAUGUCAUCGAAGACCUCGAGCCAUAUAUCUGUACCUUUCCUGGAUGUGGUCUCGAUAGCUAUGUGUCACAGAAUGCUUGGUUUGAGCAUGAGCUCUUGAUGCAUCGCAACAGCUGGAUAUGUCCGAAAUGCUCCGGAGUUUUUGAAUCCUCCGAGGCCUUAGGACAACACCUUGACGAACGUCACAGUCUUGAGAUAUCAAGUAGUCAAAUGACGAUGGUAAUCGAGCAGUCGAGGAGACCCAUGGAUUUCAUUCAGCCGAGCGAAUGCCCAUUUUGUGACGACGAAUGGGCCUCAGCUGAACUGAAUGCUACAUCGGCAGAAGAAGUCCUCGUUGUUGACCUGGACGAGUUUCGCCGGCACCUAGGCCACCAUCUUCAACAGGUUGCUCUUUUCUCACUUCCACGGUUGAAUCAAGGUCAGGAGAUGGGCUCUAAUCAUGUUGUCGGUCUUCUCGACAGAGACUCCAUGCCGACUGGCUACAGAUGGAUACGAGAUGAUUGCGGUCGCGGCUGGAGCAUCAUCUCCGGCAGAAGAGCAACAUUCAUUUCACUCGCCUUCUUUCUAACCAAAUGUCGCAUGGGUAGCACAACUCAUGUUGAAGGAGGGCAUGGAGAAACCAACGUCAAGGUCCCGAGAACUCCGCAAGAGCGGACAGUUCGACCCACACGAAUCCCUCGGCCUUGGCCGCCGUUGGGGAUCCCACGCCCAAGAAUCCAUCGGUUUAUUACUCCAUGGUCACUUCCAUCAAGGAUGCCGAGAAGUCCUCGAUAG